Leptidea sinapis is the source of this 1709-nucleotide messenger RNA. RefSeq names its product protein Red (gene beag). Gene Ontology annotation, cellular component: nucleus. The record is from RefSeq and is a predicted model, not a curated record. Gene Ontology annotation, biological process: mRNA splicing, via spliceosome. Lineage: Eukaryota; Metazoa; Arthropoda; Insecta; Lepidoptera; Pieridae. The coding region runs from base 175 to 1665 and encodes 496 amino acids. The transcript has 12 exons.
UUCAAUUGACUAUUUGUGUCCUAACUCUUCUAAUAUGUAAGAAUAAAUUCGUUUUUGAAGUGUGACUUUCUUAGCUCCAACACGAUAUUCAAGGAAUUCUAGCACCUCCAUGAAAUACACAAAACCAAUCAAACAUUAAAAGUACUGCUGUAAAACUAGAAACAAGAAAUAAAAAUGGAUGACCAUAGGGGUGUUGAAGACACACCAAUGUCUCAAAGGCUCACCAAUGAUGACUUCAGAAAAUUACUUAUGACUCCAAGAUCCACACCCUCAGGUGGAGCUCACCCCUCUGGCUCAGUUCGGGAAGCUAUGGCUAAUUCUGGAUCUAUGCCACCACCCACUGAGAACAAAGGUGAGCUACGUCGGAAGAAGAAAUCAUAUUAUGCUGCUUUGAAGAAGCAAGAAGACACAAAGUUGGCGGAGUUAGCUGAGAAAUAUAGGGAUAGGGCUCGUGAAAGGAGAGAUGGUUUGCAGGAUGGAAACCCCUUAGAUCCAAUAAGUAAUACAAGCAGCGCUUAUAGAGCCGUUGCUCCUGAUGUUAAAUCAGGUAUGGAUGCAAAGGAGAGACGAAGGCAAAUGAUUCAGGAAUCGAAAUAUCUUGGUGGUGAUAUGGAACAUACUCACUUGGUGAAAGGUCUUGAUUAUGCUCUCCUACAAAAGGUCCGGUCCGAGAUACAGACUCGUGAACAAGAGCAAGAGGCUGAAAUGGAGAGACUGGUGACAGAGCCUGUCGAACCAGUUAAAGAAAAGAAAGAAGUUGUGGUCGUUGAAGAAGAGUUGCAGUUUAAAACAACAGUGGCAAAAAAUAUUUACAACAUGAUUGUUGAUCAAAAAAGUAAAAAAGUAACCCGCAAUGAGUUAUUCGCACCCGGCCGCAUGGCGUAUGUCGUCGAAUUGGACGAGGAGGGGACGAUCGACAGCGACAUUCCGACGACACUCACUCGAAGCAAGGCCGACGUGCCGGAGUUCGACGAGCGGACGUCGUCGGCCACGACCAAUGACGUCAUCAUUGAGAAACUGGCACAAAUAUUCUCGUACCUAAGACACGGAAGACAUAGGAAGUUAAAGAAAUUGAAAGAAAAGUCAGGCGAGAAGGGUCGCAACGACGACUCGAUCUACGGCGAUAUUGGCGACUACGUGGUCGGAGAGAGGCGUGGCGACCGCGGCGACCAGCGCGCUCGAGACAGCUACUUCGAUAAGCACGACGCAGACGUCGACAAGGACGAAGGGGCGGGUCCUGUGGCGCCCCGCCCGGAGGAGCGCGACAAGCGGUCGGCGGCGCUGCUGUCGCGACUGGCGGCGGAGCCCGAGGGCUACGCGGAGUGUUACCCGGGGCUGCGGGAGAUGGACGACGCCAUCGACGACUCGGACGACGAGGUGGACUACUCCAAGAUGGACGCCGGCAACAAGAAGGGCCCCAUAGGUCGUUGGGACUUUGACACACAAGAGGAGUACUCGGCGUACAUGAGCAGCAAGGAGGCGCUACCGAAGGCCGCCUUCCAGUACGGUGUGAAGACUCAGGACGGCCGGAAGACGAGGAAAACCAAGGACAAGAGCGAGAAGGCCGAGUUGGACCGAGAGUGGCAGCAGAUUCAAAAUAUAAUACAGAAACGGAAAGUGCCAGCGAGCGGGGACGAACCGGGAUUCAAGACACCCAAAUACUAAUAAACAAAUUGUGGAUAAUGUAUAAUAAAUAGUAUUAAGGUUUA